GCCUAAGGGAGGGGCUGUGGUUAACCCGGGAGGAGACGUCAUUGCCGGCCUGUCAAUCUUCCGAGCAAAGGUACGAGUGAAGCGUGAAGUGAAGUCUCGGCUACCCCAAUCUCGGCACUCAUCCUCCAUGGCGCUAAGGUCACCCAGCAGGCUAUUACUGCAGUGCAGACGCUGUGUGGCAAACUUCUGUAAUACCAGAGCACAGAGCACUAGUUCAUCUGUGCCAAAAGAAAAAGAAGGGAAGCCCUUGGUGAGUGCAUCCAAAGUUCCAAAAGCCCAGUUUGACUGGCGUGAUGCCCUACAGCUGGAAAGGCUCCUGACUCAGGAGGAAAUAAUGAUGCGGGACUCAUUUCGUGCCUAUUGCCAGGAAAAGUUGAUGCCCAGGAUCCUCAUGGCCAAUCGAAAUGAAGUCUUUCACCGGGAAAUUGUGUCUGAGAUGGGGGCCAUUGGUGUCUUGGGCCCAACCAUCAAAGGUUAUGGCUGUGCGGGGACCACUUACGUUGGAUAUGGACUCCUGGCCAGGGAGAUUGAGAGGGUGGACAGUGGCUAUCGGUCAGUCAUGAGUGUUCAGUCAUCUUUGGUGAUGCAUCCUAUAUAUGCAUAUGGGACAGAGGAGCAGAAGCAGAAAUACUUGCCACGCCUGGCUAAAGGAGAGUUGCUGGGCUGCUUUGGGCUUACAGAGCCUAACCAUGGAAGUGAUCCUGGUAGCAUGGAGACUCGGGCCCAGUACAACCCUUCCAGGAAGACCUACACGCUCAAUGGUUCCAAGACCUGGAUCACCAAUUCUCCAAUGGCUGACCUGUGUGUGGUGUGGGCUGUAUGUGAUGAUGGCAAAGUGCGAGGUUUCCUAUUGGAACGUGGAAUGAAAGGUCUUUCCACCCCAAAGAUUGAGGGCAAAUUUUCACUACGGGCCUCUGUUACUGGGAUGAUUAUUAUGGAAGACAUAGAAGUGCCUGAAGAGAAUCUACUACCCAAAGUGUCUGGACUCGCAGGACCUUUUGGCUGCUUGAAUAAUGCACGUUAUGGCAUCUCCUGGGGGGCACUGGGUGCUGCUGAGUUCUGUAUGCAGACAGCCAGGCAGUAUACUUUGGACAGAAUCCAGUUCAAAGUCCCCUUGGCAAGAAACCAAUUGAUCCAAAAGAAGUUGGCUGACAUGCUCACAGAGAUUACUAUUGGCUUACAGGCUUGUCUACAGCUGGGGCGUUUGAAAGAUGAAGACAAGGCAACUCCUGAAAUGAUCUCCAUGCUGAAACGGAAUUCCUGUGGGAAAGCCCUGGAGAUCGCCCGGCAAGCUCGUGACAUGCUUGGGGGCAAUGGAAUUGCAGAUGAAUAUCAUGUUAUCAGGCACGUCAUGAAUCUGGAGGCAGUCAACACAUAUGAAGGGACUCAUGAUAUCCACGCACUCAUUCUUGGCAGAGCUAUCACUGGACUUCAGGCUUUCACAGUUGAAAAAUAAACUCCAGACUUCAGCUUUGUUCCCCAUGAUUCCAGCGUAGAACAUUACUUGAGAUGGAUUAUGAUGCUGCAAUACCUUUAUAAGCUGCGCAUGACUGCUUCUGCUCACCAGACUCUGAUCAAGUUAUUUUAUUCAGCUGAACUCUAUUUGUAAGCUGAAACAAAUCAGGCAUUUUAAAAUUCUCAGUUGUUCACCAGAAGUGCAGAAAGAAAUUAAAAGUGCUGCAUUCUGCCAAAGGAAAACCAGUUUUUCUAGUUGGUAGUAGGGUAAUGCUAUGGUCUAGGAAAUAAUAGUAUUUUGGAAUUGCCCAGUUGUUUUUGAAGCAAAAUGUUUUGGUAUGUGACUGACUGUAUUUGAUUGCUUCAGGAUCCAGUCAGAGCCUUGAGGUCUAUCUAUACCAGUAUGGGUUAUCUACAAUUUAUAGUUUUAAAAAAACUAGGGUUUUAGUAUUCGUGUAAGAGGAAACCUGUAAUAGUUACAAACGCAGAAGAUGAAAAUCAGAAUUUACUACCUAUUCUGUGCUCAUCCUGCCAUGUGACUUAACUGACUGCUGUUUUUUUAGUGCCUUCAGUGACACUGUUAAAUAAAGACUUCGAUUUUUUUUUAACAUCAGAAUACAUUUUUGAUGGAGUGCUAAGCUAUUUCAGCUAGGACCCUUGCACUUUUGAAUAUGUUCCCCUUUGCUCUUUCAAAAAUAAAUUUAAUGUGAUGAAUUUCUAACACUAGUUUGUGCUGAGGCGAUUAGUUGAAGACCCAAUAUGCUAAUGUUAGUGGCCACAGAAAACCAUCCUUUCCUGUGAACAGCUAUUUCACAUCUUUACUAGCACUUAAAAUUACUUAACUUUUUGGAUAGAGGUUAAGUACAGAAAACAGACUGUUUCUAGCCAAGGAGACUGUGAGUGCCAAUGGCCCCUGUCCAUUUAAUAUACCAAGGGCAUUGAGUCCGGUCACUAUACUUGUAAAAGAACAUUGAGAUUGCCUUUAUUUAAAGCAGUAAAGUGCUACUUCCAGCUUUUGGGUGUUAUACCUCUGCUGCUGUGGUUAAGUAUUCAGAAAAUAAUGAAUGGAGCUGUGGCAUUUCUGAGUUCUUAAUGCUAGAAUUUAGAUACCAUAUAGUAGGGGGUGUGGCUUGUAGACUGAUGUGUGGUAUUCCAAGAUCAGUGAUGUUGAGCUAUAUUUUGCAAUUGGCUGGGAAUUUUAUGAUUUCAUAUGACACGUAAUAUGUAUGUAUAAUCCAGCAAAUUUGUCCCUAUCAUCAAGAUUCUUACAUAAUGUAUAUUCAGAUUCUUAAUUCUCUGUUUUAUGUGCUUUACUAUGCAGUAUGACUUUCUGAGUGUUUCAUAGUAUGUUGUGGGGUUGGUUUGUUUAAUCUAUGUACUGAAAGAACUAGUAACUAAUUUUAUUUUCCAAAACAGAACUGUUAGAUUAAGGAACAGUUAAGGGUGUAAGACAUGAGGUUCUAGGUCCAAUCUCUGAGCCUUGGAUGUAGGCCUUAGAGACCGCCACAUAUUGCCACCACAUUGUGAAAAGGAAAAAAAUAAUGAUUAUAUUUAAAGACAACUUAAAUGUAAUCAAUUUUUUUAUCCUGGCUCCACAACUCCUUAUCCCUGAUUUUUGGAGAGGAGCUCUCAGCAUACCACUCAAAGUUGAAGUAAAGCUUGCAACACCCAAGAAAAGGUGUGCAAUCAUGAGCUAAGAAGUCAGUUAUUUGUAAGGUUUCAGCAGCACUAAAUAGGAUGCAAAUGCAGGGACAACAAUGUAAAGAUGUUUCUAAUUAAAAGGACAGACA
Candoia aspera is the source of this 3245-nucleotide messenger RNA. It is a transcript of the gene GCDH, whose product is annotated as glutaryl-CoA dehydrogenase. Gene Ontology annotation, cellular component: mitochondrial inner membrane. Gene Ontology annotation, biological process: fatty acid beta-oxidation using acyl-CoA dehydrogenase; fatty-acyl-CoA biosynthetic process. Lineage: Eukaryota; Metazoa; Chordata; Lepidosauria; Squamata; Candoiidae. The record is from RefSeq and is a predicted model, not a curated record. The transcript has 12 exons. Gene Ontology annotation, molecular function: fatty-acyl-CoA binding; flavin adenine dinucleotide binding; glutaryl-CoA dehydrogenase activity. The coding region runs from base 128 to 1456 and encodes 442 amino acids.